AUGGCGACCGCAAGCGAGGAAAAUGCAGGGUCUAACCUUCAGGUAGACUUUGUCCUCCACUACAGCUUCGGGGAUGUCGACCAACCAGAGGCGGUCGAACAGCUUCAGAAGCUGCUACGCACUCUCGCCGAGGUCGGCCUGCAGACCGAAGUUCGACAGGGCGACGAGGCCUCUUUGCUCAUCUUCGUGCGAGCUUCCAAGCAUCAGCUGAAGCGGGCGGUGUACCGAUCGCGAGUCCGCGACUGGCUUUAUGGAAUUCGUCAUGCUGAGCCCGAACCUGCCGAUGCGAUCGAUCCCCACGCCGAGACCGAGGCCGAGCGACUACGGGUGAUCAACCACAUGAUAACCCUUCCCACCCAGGAAGGAGGUGCCGGUAUCACCCCGCAACAUGGAGAAUGGAAGAACGUCAUCGCCGUCUUCCCGCUGCACGACCAGGAGACAAACGGACGAUGGAUGCGCGAGUGGAGCCAGAAGACCUUCCUCUCUGAAGAUGACCUGGACCAGAUCCGCAAUAAAUUCGGAGAAAGCGUCGGCUUCUAUUUUUCCUUCCUCCAGGCAUACUUUCGCUUCCUCAUCUUUCCCGCAGUUUUCGGUUUCGGGUGCUGGUUUUUCUUGGGCGGCUACUCCAUCAUCUACGCCAUCGUCAAUUCGCUCUGGUGCAUAGUCUUUGUGGAAUAUUGGAAAAGCAAAGAAAUCGACCUUCGAUGUCGCUGGCAGACUAAAGGCGUCUCGGUCGUCCAGACCAAGCGGCGUCAGUUUAAGCCGGAGAAGGAGGUUCGCGACGAGAGCACCGGUGAAGUUCGAGGCGUUUUCCCAGCCACCAAACGCAUGCAAAGACAGCUACUCCAGAUCCCAUUUGCAUUCCUUGCUGCAACCGCUCUGGGUGCCAUCAUAGCGACUUGCUUCGCGAUUGAGAUCUUCAUUGCAGAGCUAUAUAAUGGACCCCUGAAGUCAUAUUUGGUUUUCAUUCCAACCAUCCUCGUCUCUGCACUGGUUCCGACCAUGAGUGCUGUCUUAGUGUCCGUUGCGACAAAACUCAAUGACUACGAGAACCACGAGACGAAUGAUGCAUACGAUGUUGCACUGACCCAAAAGGUCUUUGUUAUUAACUUCAUGACAUCUUAUCUACCAGUCUUCUUGACGGCCUUUGUAUAUGUGCCCUUUGCUAGCCGCAUCGUCCCUUACCUGGAUGUCUUCCGCCUGACCGUGCGGCCCUUUGUAUCCAAGGAGCAUUCCAAUGCCAAGAGAUCGCAUUUCCAAAUUGAUCCUGCCAGACUUCGAAAUCAGGUCAUCUAUUUCACGGUGACCGCUCAGAUCGUCGGAUUUGCUAUGGAAACUAUCGUUCCCUACAUCAAGCAGCAUGCCUUCCGAAAGUACAAGGCCUACAACAAGAAGCGCAACGGCAAAGCCGAGCGCAACGGCGAGAAAGAGUCCCCCGAGCGGCCGUUGCCAGUAGUCUUCGACGACCCAGCGGAAGAAGUCAAGUUUCUCACCCGGGUCCGCAACGAAGUUGAGCUACCCGAAUACGAAGUCACCGACGAUUUGCGGGAGAUGUGCAUCCAGUUCGGUUACCUGGCGCUCUUCUCUCCAGUUUGGCCCCUGGUCCCCGUUUCAUUCUUUGCCAACAACUGGGUGGAGCUUCGAUCGGACUUUUUCAAGAUCUGUAAUGAGUUCCGCCGACCCACGCCGCUCCGGUCUGACACCAUUGGACCCUGGCUUGACACACUCGGGUUUCUCUCUUGGACGGGCAGCAUUACCAGCGCUGCUCUCGUCUAUAUGUUCAGUGGGAACGCGCAGCACGGUCCCAAUGGGGAACCCACGGAUAUCAAAGGAUGGGCACUGCUUCUUACCAUCUUCUUCUCAGAGCAUCUCUAUCUGGCGAUCCAGUAUGUUGUGCGGAUUGGCUUUUCCAAGCUCGAGCCCCCAAAUGCUCGCAAGGAGCGCGCUGAACGGUAUCUUAUGCGCAAGCGAUAUCUCGAAUCUACAUUGAAUGUGCAGAAUGACGACGAGAGCCCUGCAAACACCUCUGAAGUGCUAGGAUUGUCGCGUGCUGCCCUUGAGGAGGAGGCUCGACAGACUACUUUGCAGGAGACAGACCCUGCCGAGCGCUUCUGGAUGCGCCAGCAAGGCUGGAAGGAGUCUGCUCAGGUGGGUACUGGUAUCAUCCAAGCCCAGACUGCAGGAACCACCAAGAAGCAGCAAUAG
Penicillium longicatenatum is the source of this 2205-nucleotide messenger RNA. RefSeq names its product anoctamin family protein. Gene Ontology annotation, molecular function: chloride channel activity. The transcript is spliced from 5 exons. Bases 1 to 2205 code for a protein of 734 amino acids. Gene Ontology annotation, cellular component: cortical endoplasmic reticulum. The record is from RefSeq and is a predicted model, not a curated record. Lineage: Eukaryota; Fungi; Ascomycota; Eurotiomycetes; Eurotiales; Aspergillaceae. Gene Ontology annotation, biological process: chloride transmembrane transport.